AUGGACACUGAGAAGAGAAAAGUGAACCCUGGAGAGUGUAAAUGUGCAUUGAGAGAGCAGGCAGUAGUAAUAUCGGUGGUGACAGUAGUAGUAGCAAUAGUAUUGGUGGCAGCAGUAGUACUUAAUGAUGGAAGUAACAGUAUUGAUGACAGUAGUAGUAGCAGUAGUAUUGGUGAUGACAGUGGCAGUGGCAGUAGUAUCGGUGAUGGCAGGAGUAGUACCAGUAGUGUUAGUAUCAGUAUUACUGGUGAUGACAGUAGUAGUAGCAGUAGUAUCGGUGGCGGCAGUAGUAUUGGUGGUGUCAGUAGUAGUCGUAGCAGUAGUACUGGUGAUGACAGUAGUAGUGGCAGUAGUAUUGGUGAUGUCAGUAGUAGUGACAGUAGUAUUGGUGAUGUCAGUAGUAGUGACAGUAGUAUUGGUGAUGACAGUAGUAGUAGUAGCAGAAAACAUGUGUUCUUCAAGGCAUCCAUUCCCUCGCUCAGAGACUUCGGAAACAAAAGAACACUGCCGUCUGGAGUAUGA
Molecule: messenger RNA, 522 nt
Organism: Cryptotermes secundus
Lineage: Eukaryota; Metazoa; Arthropoda; Insecta; Blattodea; Kalotermitidae
Exons: 3
Coding region: 1-522 (173 amino acids)
Source: RefSeq, a predicted model, not a curated record